AGCCACACACCACAACGCAAAUCCACCCCCAUCUGGCACGGCUUGGCGCGGGCGGUGGCGCGGGCGGUUAAGCGGCAGACACAGAAAGUAGCGCAAGGAGUACAAAGUGUAUAUGAUGAUGAAGAGUAUCUUUUGGCUUUAAUUGCAAAAGACGAUUAUAAAAAUGAACAAAAAUGCAAAGAAAAAUUAGAAGAAUAUUGUAAAGCAUUAACAGAUGCAGAAUUAGAACCAGAAAAAGUUCACAAAAAACUUAAGGACUUUUGUAAAAAAGGAACAGAAACAGAAAAAUGUAAAAAAUUAAAAGAUAAUGUUGAAAAAAAAUGCACUGAAUUUCAAAGAAAAUUAAAACAAGAGACAACAAAAGAUAUUUCAGCAUUAAAAGAUGAUGAGUGUACGAAAAAUGAACAACAAUGCUUAUUUUUUGAGGGAGCAUGCCCUAAUCUUGUAGAAGAUUGUAACAAACUAAGAAAUCUAUGUUACCAGAAAAAACGUAACGGAGUAGCAGAAGAUGUCCUUUUGAGGGCGCUUCGCGGAAAUUUAACUAAUGAAACUACAUGUCAAGGAAAUCUUAAAGAGGUUUGCCCAAUCUUAGGAAAGGAAAGUGACGAGUUAACAAACUUGUGUCUGAACCAGAAAAAUACGUGCGAUAAUAUUAUAAAGGAAAAAAAUAAAAAAUGUAGUACUCUUAAAACAGAUGUUUCAGUAGCACUUGGAAGUUUUAAAAAAGAAAAAUGCCUAUCAUUACUUGAAGAAUGUUAUUUUUACGUUGGAAACUGCCAAGAAGACGAUAUAAUUGAAUGUAUUAAAUUGGGAGAGAAAUGCCAGGAACAAAACAUUGUUUAUAUACCACCUGGACCCGAUUUUGAUCCAACUAGACCAGAGGCUACACUAGCAGAAGACAUAGAUCUGGAAGAGCUUUAUAAGAAGGCAGAAGAGGAUGGUGUUUUUAUUGGGAGACAACAUGUAAGAGAUGCAACGGCUUUGUUGGCGUUGUUAAUUCAAGACCCAAGUGCAGCAGGUAAUGAUAAUAAAGAAAAAUGCAAAAAAGCUCUUGAGAAAAAAUGCAAAACCCCACAAGAACAUGAGGCCUUGAAUAGUUUAUGUAAGGAAAGUGGUCUAAGUGAUGAUGGAACGAAAAAAUGUGAUGAGCUAGAAAAAGAUAUCAAAAGAACAUGUGAUAUUCUUAUGUCAAAACUUACAAAUAAUCGUCUUUUUGACCCAAAAAAAGGAAAUAAUGGAAUUCUUGGAUGGGGAGGGUUGCCAACAUUUCUUAGUAACGAAGAGUGUGCAAGACUAGAAUCUUACUGCUUUUAUUAUAAAGAAGCAUGUCCAGAUGGUAAAAAAGCAUGUGUGAAUGUAAGGGCAGCGUGUUACAAAAGAGGACUUGAUGCACGAGCAAAUAAAGUACUGCAAGAAAAUAUGCGUAGGUUAUUGCAUGGUUCAAAUAAAGAUUGGCUUAAGAAAUUUCAACAAGAAUUAGUAAAAGUAUGUGAGAAACUGAAAGAAGAAAAUAAAGGAAGUUUUUCAAACGAUGAACUAUUUGUUCUGUGUGUACAGCCAGCAAAAGCGGCCCGGUUGCUUACACACGAUCAUCAAAUGAGAGUUAUCUUUUUACGACAACAGUUGGAUCAAAAGCGAGAUUUUCCGACAGAUAAAGACUGCAAGGAAUUGGGGAGAAAGUGUGAAGCUUUAGGAAAGGAUUCAAAUCAGAUUCAAUGGCCAUGUCAUACACUGGAGCAGCAAUGCAAUCGCUUGGGGACUACAGAAAUCUUGAAGCAGGUUUUACUGAAUGAACACAAGGAUACUUUGAAAACUCAUGAAAACUGUGUAACAUAUUUAAAGGAAAAAUGCCAUAAAUGGUCUAGAAGAGGAGAUGAUCGUUUCUCUUUUGUAUGUGUCUUCCAAAAUGCUACGUGUGAGCUGAUGGUAAAAGACGUACAAGAUAGGUGCAAAGUAUUCAAGAAAAAUAUAGAGGUUGCAGAGAUCGUUGAGUUUCUUAAAAAUAACACGAAUAACAUAACAACAUUAGGAAAUGUUUGCCCAUUUUGGGACCCAUAUUGUGACAAAUUUUCACCUAAUUGCCAAAGUCUUAAAGGAAAUACUUGUACAAAAAUUAAAAAACAUUGUAAACCAUUUUAUGAAAGAAAGGCUUUAGAAGACGCACUUAAGGCAGAGCUUCGAGGAAAGUUGAGUGAUAAAAAGAAAUGUACUACAGCAUUGGAGGGAUAUUGUACACAAUUAGGAAAAUUAAAUAAUGAAUCUAUCAGAAGUUUAUGUAAAGAUAACACCAAGAAUAACCCUAAGAAGAAUGAUGAAGAUGUUAGGAAGGAGCUCUGUGAUAAAUUAGUAGAAGAGGUAGAACAGCAAUGUAAAGUAUUACCAAAAGAACUAGAACAACCAGAAAAAGACUUAGAAGAAGAUCAUAAGACAUAUGAAGGACUUAAGGAAAAGGCAAAGAAAGCAAUGAACAAGUCCAAUCUUGUUUUAUCAUUCGUUAAAAAAGACGGGAAUAAUACAUCGAAAAAUAAUAGCAAAAAGGAUAAGAAUGCCGUUUCAAACGGAUUUCAAGAUACCACAGAACAUGUGAAAAUACUACGGAGAGGAGUUAAGGAUGUACUUGUGACAGAAUUGGAAGCCAAAGCAUUUGAUUUGGCAGCAGAAGUAUUUGGAAGAUAUGUAGAUUUGAAGGAAAGAUGUGAGAAAUUAAAAUCGGAUUGCGGGAUUAAAGACGAUUGUAAAGAUCUAGAAAAUGUAUGCAAAAAGAUCGAGAAAACAUGUAGCGAUCUGAAGCCUCUGGAGGUGAAGCCACACGAAAUAGUCACAGAAAGCACAACGACGACCACGACGACAACAACAACCGUUACCGAUCCGAAGGCAUCAGAAUGCAAAUCCCUACAGACGACAGAUACAUGGGUUACACAGACAUCGACACACACAAGCACAUCUACCAUCACAUCUACCAUCACAUCAAAAAUAACAUUGACAUCAACGAGGCGAUGCAAACCAACCAAGUGUACGACAGGGGAUGAUGCAGGAGACGUGAAACCGAGUGAGGGAUUGAAGAUGAGUGGGUGGAGCGUGAUGAGGGGGGUGAUAUUAGCAAUGAUGAUUUCAAUAAUGAUUUAA
Molecule: messenger RNA, 3126 nt
Organism: Pneumocystis jirovecii RU7
Lineage: Eukaryota; Fungi; Ascomycota; Pneumocystomycetes; Pneumocystales; Pneumocystaceae
Exons: 1
Source: RefSeq, a predicted model, not a curated record